UAACUUUCCGUAGUCAUUAUUCAAUUAUUAUAUUUAAUUUGUUAACAAAAUAGAUUUGGUUCUCUAUCCCUUAUAAAUAAACAUCUCUAGACUAGUUUCAGCUAUUACAAAAGAAUGAAUCAUCGUCUUUCCGGAAUAAUCAGCCCACUUAGUCACAUCCCCACUGAUCCUAUUCGUUCCUCCUUCAAGCCUCCGUUACCGGUCUACUGCAAAACCACAAUAAACCAUUUAAAAUCUGUGACCGGUCUCGAUGUUGCACCUGGCCUCACCAAUCAAGAGAUCUCAGCCGUUGAAUCCUCUCUUGGUUUCUCCUUCCCCAUUGAUCUUCGCUCGAUUCUUCAAACGGGUCUUCCCGUUGGUACCCAUUUCCCCAAUUGGCGAACCGGUUCGACCCGAAAUACUCUCCUCCUUAUCUUCAACCUCCCUAUUCUUCAUAUAUCCAAAAUCGUCCUAAAAAACGGAUUCUGGGUUGAUUCUUGGGGAACCCGACCCGGAUCCGACGCGGAGGCUUUAUCGCUGGUUAAGAAAUUGAUGGAAUUCGCUCCGGUUCUCGUCCCGGUUUACCAAAAUUUCUACGUCCCUUCGACGACUCCGAAUUUGGCGGGAAAUCCUGUUUUUCAAAUCGACGGCGACGGAGUUAGGGUUCUGAAUUGCGACGUCGCUAGGUUUCUCCAAGGACUCAAUCGAACGGACGGUCUUUUGGAUUACGGUGAUUUGAGAAGACGGCGACGAGUGGAGUUUUGGAGUGACGUGGCGGAGAGAGGGAAGGUUGCUGUGGCGCGUGGUCCAACGUGCGGGUGGUGGAGCGCGUUGAGUUGUGAUGAGAGGUUAAGGGGGUGUUUGGACGACGCGUAUUGGAAGCUGAGGGAAGCAGGGUGGAAGGAAGACGAGGUUCGGGAGAUGAUGAUGAUGGACGGGUUGGAUAAAGACACGUGUAAACAAGCGUUUUACAAUGAAACGGUCAAGCGUGACGUGGUGUCCGUGUUUGGUGGUGAGGGAAAUGAUAAGAUGGACGAUGUAGAUCGAGACACGUGUAAGGAGGAUGAAGAUCACCAGAAAGGCGGAGAGGUAACGACGUUGAGGCAUCUCCUGGAUUCUCAUGAGCCAUGACCGUUGGAUCAGCUAAAGUGGAUCUUUUAAUUUUAUUACUCAUUAUGUAGAUUACUAAAAUGUGUAUGGUUUAGCUGAACAUUAGUUGGGGGUAUUGGCAGUGUAAAUGUCUCUGAUAUAUUUAGGUCGUGUAUGAGAAAUUGGUUAUUGGCUUUGUAAGGAAUUUCAAACACCGACCAAGAUGUGAGACUUUGGCUUUGACUUUGAGUAGCGACAGCUUGCUGAAAAGAGGCAGGUUUUCAACUCCGCCGAAAAUACAGAUCAAAAGAAACGAAGAAGGCGAGUAUUGAUAAGAAUGAUAAAUUUUAGGUAUUAAAAAGAAAUACGCUAUAGCCCCAAAAGAGUUCUUUCUUCCCGUACUCUCUUUCUAGUCUUGUGUACGGGAAGAACGGAUCAUCUUCAUCCGUUUCAUUACGACCCUCGUGUUUAU
Eruca vesicaria subsp. sativa (arugula) is the source of this 1540-nucleotide messenger RNA. Lineage: Eukaryota; Viridiplantae; Streptophyta; Magnoliopsida; Brassicales; Brassicaceae. The record is from the annotation of a GenBank genome assembly.